CCCUUCGACCGGGAUCUUCCUUCAGAGAAGGGGGGGCGGGACAGAAUCCUUCCGCUUUGAGUGCUUCCGGCGGGGAGAAGGGAACUUGCGGUUGAUGGGGUAGGCUCUACUAUGGGAAAGAAGCACAAGAAACACAAGGCAGAGAAGGCGGAAUGGCGCUCGGCCUCUGCCACCACGUACAGCGAUUACGUAGACAAGCCUUUGGAAAAACCUUUAAAACUGGUACUUAAAGUUGGAGGCAGUGAAGUGACUGAACUUUCUGGGUCAGGGCAUGAUUCUAGUUACUAUGAUGACAGAUCAGAUCAUGAGCGAGAACGACAUAAAGAGAAGAAGAAAAAAAAGAAAAAAAAGUCUGAGAAAGAAAAGGAAAAGCAUCUUGAUGAUGAAGAAAGAAGAAAGAGAAAGGAAGAGAAAAAGAGGAAAAGGGAGAAAGAACAGUGUGACACUGAAGGAGAAACUGAUGACUUUGAUCCUGGAAAAAAAGUGGAGGUUGAACCUCCUCCAGAUCGUCCUGUCAGAGCAUGCAGAAAUCAGCAAGCUGAAAAUGAGAGCACACCAAUCCAGCAAUUACUAGAACACUUCCUUCGCCAGCUUCAAAGGAAAGAUCCUCAUGGGUUUUUUGCUUUUCCAGUCACGGAUGCCAUUGCUCCUGGAUAUUCCAUGAUAAUAAAGCACCCCAUGGAUUUUGGUACUAUGAAGGAAAAAAUUGCAGCAAAUGAAUACAAAUCAGUCACUGAAUUCAAGGCAGAUUUUAAACUUAUGUGUGAUAAUGCAAUGACGUACAACAGACCAGAUACUGUUUACUACAAGCUAGCCAAGAAGAUACUGCACACAGGCUUUAAGAUGAUGAGCAAAGAACGGCUGUUAGCUUUGAAGCGCAGCAUGUCGUUUAUGCAGGACAUGGAUUUUUCUCAGCAGGCAGCUCUUUUGGGUGAUGAAGACACAUCAGUUGAGGAACCUGUCCCUGAAGUUGUUCCUGUACAAGUAGAGACUACCAAGAAAUCUAAAAAGCAAAAUAAAGAAGUUAUUAGUUGCAUAUUUGAACCCGAGGGAAAUGCGUGCAGCCUGACAGACAGCACUGCUGAAGAACACGUCCUGGCACUAGUGGAACAUGCAGCAGAUGAGGCUCGGGAUAGGAUCAAUCGAUAUCUUCCCAACAGCAAGAUCGGUUAUCUAAAAAAAAGAGGAGAUGGAACUUUAUUAUUUAGUGUAGUAAAUUCAUCUGAUCCAGAAGCAGAAGAGGAAGAGACUCACCCAGUGGAUCUGAGUUCACUGUCAAGCAAAUUAUUACCUGGCUUCACUACACUGGGCUUUAAAGAUGAACGAAGAAACAAAGUUACCUUUCUUACCAGUGCUAGUACAGCCCUUUCCAUGCAAAACAACUCUGUUUUUCAUGAUUUGAAAUCAGACGAAAUGGAACUCCUAUACACAGCAUAUGGUGAUGAAACUGGGAUACAGUGUGCCUUAAGCUUACAAGAAUUUGUGAAGGACGCUGGAAAUUACAGCAAGAAAAUAGUAGAUGAUCUUCUGGACCAGAUCACUAAUGGAGAUCAUUCCAAAACUGUUUAUCAGCUAAAGCAGAGACGAAACAUCCCAAUAAAACCACUGGAUGAAGUUAAAGUUCUACCAGUUCUCAUAAAAGAAGAACACAAGUUGCGUAAUACCUGCCCAGAUUCUUCCAAACAGAUUAUGGUUGGAGAAUCUGCUGGAGAUGGUAACACUUCUGACUUGGACUUUCUCUCUAUGAAACCAUACUCAGAUGUAUCUCUUGAUAUUUCCAUGUUAAGUUCAUUAGGGAAAGUGAAGAAGGAACUUGACCAUGAUGAUAACCAUUUACACCUGGAUGAAACAACUAAGCUGCUGCAGGACCUCCAUGAGGCUCAAGCUGACAGAGUGGGAUCUCGGCCUUCAUCCAAUUUGAGUUCUCUCUCCAAUACCUCUGAAAGAGACCAGCAUCAUCUUGGAAGUCCUUCUCAUCUGAGUGUUGGAGAACAGCAAGACAUGGUUCACGAUCCUUACGAAUUUCUUCAGUCUCCAGAAACCUCAAAUGCUACUACUAACUAAUCUGUUGUAUGUUAUAUAUAUAUAUACAUACAUAUAUGUAUGUGUGUGUGUGUGUGUAUAUAUAUAUAUUGUUUUUUAAUUGUAUUAUGUUAUCAUAAAGUUUUUGUACAUGGCAGAAACCUCAAUUUUGUCCUCUUUCAUGUGAGGAUCCCUGUAUAAAGUUGCCAUAUAUGCUGAAUCUUGGUUGAAAAAUAUUAAGUAAUGUGUUACGGAAUUUGCGUUUUAUAGAAACUAAACAGCGAUCGUUGUUCUAGCAUCAUGACAACAAUCACGAAAUGUUUCCCAUUGAAUCAUGUACCAGUCUCUGUUCAGGUCUUAACUUGAACAUCCUCAAAGAGGAAUAUUUUAUUUCAGCAGUGACAGAGCUGAAUGAAUUGUGAUAAUUAUUAAUGUUUCCCAUUUUCUAACCAUAAUAAUCUGUGGAAGUGGUUUCUGUUUCCCCAUAUUUGUAAAUUCUUGUUUCAUGUUUCAUUACCCUAGAGAAUACUUGAUAUGAGAGUAACAAUACUUGUAGUUGCGUGAAAAUGCUCACUACAUUCAUUCUACCCUGGAUCUAAAAAAGGUGGAUGCUUUUGUGAUCCCUUGUGUCUUAAAAAUGAAGAAAAUAUAAUACUCAUAUUUUAAUUCAAUAUUUGCUUGGAUGAAAAAAAAUACUGGAUAAGAAGUGCUUUUUCAGUAGUUCUAAAGUAAAACCUUUAGAAUUCAGUACUGAUGUAUUGGGGGGGUUGUACCACUGGUAUCUGCAAGCUGGACAAAUGCUACAGACUUGCAAUAGUUUGUAAAUAUUAAUACAAAAACACGUUUUGUUUGCAA
Molecule: messenger RNA, 2877 nt
Organism: Cygnus atratus (black swan)
Lineage: Eukaryota; Metazoa; Chordata; Aves; Anseriformes; Anatidae
Gene: BRD9
Product: bromodomain containing 9
Biological process (GO): regulation of transcription by RNA polymerase II
Cellular component (GO): nucleus
Source: RefSeq, a predicted model, not a curated record